AUGGCUUCCUCUUCUUCUUCUUCCAUUUCUCCUAAACUAGAAUAUGAGGUUUUCCUUAGUUUCCGUGGUGCGGACACCCGAGUAAACAUAACCAGCCAUCUAUAUGAAGCCUUUUGUCAGAAAAAGAUUAAAACUUUCAUUGAUGAUAGCCUUGUCAGGGGAGAAGAAAUUUCUCCAUCUCUUUUGAAGGCAAUUAAACAUUCAAAGAUCUCGGUUAUCAUUUUCUCUAAAGGCUACGCUCCCUCCAGAUGGUGUCUCAAAGAACUUGAGGAGAUUGUUAAAUGUAAGAACACGUAUGAUCAGAUCGUAAUACCAGUCUUCUAUGACGUAGAUCCAUCUGAUGUCAGGAAUCAAACUGGGGAUUUUGGGAAAGCAUUUGCUGAGCUUGAAAAGCGUUUUAUGGAUGAUUCAGAGAUGUUGCAGAGAUGGAGGACUGCUUUGAGGGAUGCAGCCAACAUAUCUGGUUAUCAUUCAAAGAACUCUAGCAGUUCCAUAUGUUUUCUAUUUUUAUUAUCUUUUCCAGAUUUACUGAGGACAGAUUCAGAUGAUUAUAACUCAGUUAUUACUUCCAAGUACCUAGUUGGAUUAGAGUCAUCAAUCGAAGAGAUUGAAAAUUUAUUAUGUUCAAAGGGUGUUUGCAAGUUAGGAAUUUGGGGCAUCGGGGGCAUAGGAAAAACUACUCUUGCUGAUGCUAUAUUUAAAAAAAUUUCUAAACAGUUUGAAGAAUCUUACUUCAUUCCAAAUAUUAGAGAAGAAUCAGAAAAAAGCGGGGGAUUAAAUGACUUAUGCCAAAAACUGAGUUCUGCAGUUUUAGGGGAUGAACAUCCCAAUCAUAGAUUCACCUUCACAAGAAGAAGUCUUAUUAGCAGAAAAAAAGUUCUUAUUGUAUUUGAUGAUAUAACGAAUUUAAAUCAAAUACAAUGUUUAAUGGCAGUUUUUGGUGAGUUGGAUUCAUACAGUCGAAUCAUUAUAACGUCAAGGGACAAACAUGUGCUGAGAAAUUGUGAAGUGGAUCACAUUCAUGAGAUGACAAAGUUAUCUCUUGUUGAUUCUUUUAAACUUUUUGUCCUACAUGCCUUUAGAGGAAACCCUCCAACAAAAGAUUAUAUCAAGCUAUCAUUUGAAGUAGUAGAUUAUACUGAAGGUCUUCCAUUACCUCUUGAAGUUUUAGGUUCCUUUCUAUUUACUAGGACGAAGAGAGAAUGGGAAAGUGCCCUAGAAAACUUGAAAACAAGUCCUCCUGUGGAUGUCCAAAAAGUGUUAAAAAUAAGUUACGAAGGAUUAGAUGAUAAAAAGAAGUGUGUAUUUUUGGAUAUUGCAUGUUUUUUUAAAGGGUAUAAAAGAGAUCUUGUAGAAGCAAUCUUGAAUGCUCGUAACGUAGACGCUCAUAUUCAUAUAAAUGUUCUCAUUGAAAGGUCUCUCAUAACUACUUCGUAUGACACUAUAACAAUGCAUGAUUUACUUGAAGAAAUGGGUAGAGAAAUUGUUCGGCAAGAAUCAAUUAAUAAUCCUGGUGGACGUUGUCAUUUGUGGGAUCGUGAGGAUAUAUUUUCAGUAUUGAAGAAUAAUACGGGAACUAGAGCAAUUCGAAGCAUAUGCUUGGAUAUGUCUGAAGUAGAAGAGCUGCAUUUAAAUCCUGAAGCUUUUAACAAAAUGCCAAACCUACGAUUCUUGAAAAUUUCUGGCUCCAAGGAUGGAAAGAAAGUGCAUGGUUUUGAGAAUCUUAAGUCUGAUUUCUCUGAGCUAAGGUAUUUUUGCUUUCAUGGAUAUCCUAGCAAAUCAUUGCCGCCAAAGUUUAAUCCAGAGAACCUUGUUGCACUUUACAUGCCUAAUAGCACAGUUGAAAAACUUUGGACUGGUAACCAGGAUCUUGUUAAUUUGAAAUAUGUUAACCUCAGUUACUCAAAACAUCUACGCAGAAUACCAGAUUUGUCACUUAUGCCAAAUCUUGAGAGCUUGAAUCUUAAUGAUUGUACAAGUUUGCUUGAGAGUUUUUCAUCUAUCCAUAAUCUCCGUAAACUUGUUUUCCUAUAUCUAGAAGGAUGCAAAAGCUUGACAAAUCUUUCAAUUAGUGAUAAUUGCCAAUCUCUUCGGGAAGUUUAUCUCUCCAAUUGCUCAAAUCUCGAAACAGUUCAACAUCUCCCUGAUACAAUUGAAGGGUUAUAUCUAGAUGGAACUGCCAUUAAAGAAUUCCCAUCAAUAGGGCAUUUAUUUAGACUAGUAAGAUUGAGUCUUAGAAAAUGUUCAAAGCUUGAGAGAUUACCAGAUAGUAUUUGUGAGUUGAAAUCCCUUAAAUAUGUUUGUCUCUUGGGUUGUUCCAAACUUGACAGAUUGCCUAAUGAAAUGGGAAAUUUACAAACUCUAGAGGAACUGGAACUGGGGAAAAUUUCUUUUGCAGAAAUACCGACAUGUAUGACAAGUUUGAUCAACCUUGAGAUAUUAUAUUUGAGAAGCUGUAAGAUGCGGAAGCGAUCGGGUAUCCCACUCGUCGAUUUAUCUGUCUUCCAAAGAAUGGCAGAGCUAUGCCUGAUUAAUUGUUGCAUCGAAGUGUUACCCAGCAGUAUUGACCAAUUACUCUCACUGCAACAUUUAGAUAUAGCCCAAAACAAUUUGGAGACGCUACCAGAGAGCAUCAAAGACCUGCCUAAGCUGGCAACGCUUAUUUUAAGCAAUUGCCAAAGGCUUAAAUACUUACCAGAGCUUCCAAGAAGUCUACAAAAAAUUAUUGCAGAGAAUUGCGUAUCUCUUGAAUCAAUAUCAAGUUUAUUCCUAUGUACGGAUUCUUUUAUUGACAUAAUCGACUUCGCUAAUUGUUUCAAAUUAAAAUUAGAGAUGACAGAUGCUUUCUUGUUGAAUAUUGAGAGAAGUGCAGCAUACAAUCACCGUCAAGAGCAUUUGGAACGAUGUAUUGGAUUGCAAUAA
Molecule: messenger RNA, 2922 nt
Organism: Mangifera indica (mango)
Lineage: Eukaryota; Viridiplantae; Streptophyta; Magnoliopsida; Sapindales; Anacardiaceae
Product: disease resistance protein RPV1-like
Exons: 7
Coding region: 1-2922 (973 amino acids)
Biological process (GO): defense response; signal transduction
Molecular function (GO): protein binding; ADP binding
Source: RefSeq, a predicted model, not a curated record